This is a messenger RNA of Durusdinium trenchii, 192 nucleotides long. The record is from the annotation of a GenBank genome assembly. Lineage: Eukaryota; Dinophyceae; Suessiales; Symbiodiniaceae.
AUGUCGCCACUUCUUGACAGUCCAAGAGCAUGUCCUCCUAUGCAGGAGCUGGGCCUCUCCCCGCACCUCAUGCAAGCGAUCCGGAACCUCUAUCGUCGCCGCCAGCUGCUUCGGCCCGUCCGGCAGCUGCGCGCCACGGCGGCGGGGUGCCUUGCAGGUGCGAGGGACAUUUCGAGGGAGAUCUUGGCCUAA